Molecule: messenger RNA, 1252 nt
Organism: Cutaneotrichosporon oleaginosum
Lineage: Eukaryota; Fungi; Basidiomycota; Tremellomycetes; Trichosporonales; Trichosporonaceae
Source: RefSeq, a predicted model, not a curated record
CCUCACAUCUCCCCAUCCAUCUGCUGCAGCAAGCUGUCAUGUCCAACGGUGAAGAGCCGCGUGCUAUCGGCGACCAGACCUAUGAGCUUGUGCCCAGCAAUGAUCCUGGCGUCCAGGUGAGUUCCUGCACACCCACGUCCCUUCUGAAUGGUGGUUGGGCGCGAAAUGACGUCGUUUUCGUUGUUUGCACCUCCAUCCGCCUCUAGUUUGCAUUGUGCCAUGUCCCAUGAUAGUUGAAGAGGUCAUGCCCGCCAUCCAGCUGCAUAACAGUCAGCUCUGCCUUCUUGGAGCCGACAACGCGAGAUUCAGCCUCCGCUCACACCCUGGCCUCUGGCUUGCAGCUGCAAAAAGUCCUACCGCCCAACUGACUCCCAGGCCCUGCUCGAGCAGAUCAACCAGAGCAUUGCCAAGGUCGAGAACCCACGAUUCCUCCAAAGCGUGCUCACCAAGUACAACAUCCAACAGGGCGAGCCGCAGGUACCCAUGGCCCUUGUGAAGCCCGGGUGUGACGGGUGCAGCAACAGCAAAAAGCCCAAGACAUGCUACGCGGGCCUCCGCGACGGCGGCUUUCUUCGCUGCCUCCCCUGCGGUCGGCGGAUGUGCUCUUUCGAGCCACGCAGCAAGAGCAGCUCGGGCGCGUGGAUGGUCGCCCUGAACGACAUCCCCCUCGUCGCCGACUACGUCGCGGGCACGUCAAGCCUGAUCCGGCACCUGACAAAGGACCUGCCGCCGAGCCACCCCCUCGUCUCGGCUGCGCGAACGCACAUCAGCCAAGGCAAGACUAUUCUUGAACGCGUAAAUGAGGGACGUAUCGGCCCGCGACAUAAGCCAACCGUCCCCCUCGAUGUUGUCCUGCGGCCACAUGAAGCGAUCGUGUCCGACGUCGCGGCAAUCGACGAGCUCUCGGACCGCGUGCAUGCGCGUGCAGCCGAUGCUGGCGAGCCACCCAAGAGUCCCGACGAAGGCGACGUCUAUCCUAAAAUGGAGAACUACGCGCCACCACCGUUUGACCUCCCGCCGAUUGACGAAGACGAGGUCGGCGUCGAGGUGCUGUUGCCUCGUGAUGAGGGCGAGGACGAGGGGAAUCGCAAGCGCAAAGCACCACCCAGUGUGAGCGGUACCGCCAAGCGCGGCCGCGGGCGAGGCCGUGGGCGAGGAUGAGUCCACAAUGGGCCUCGUCCCGAUUGGGGGCUCUUUAUAUUGCUCUGUAAGGGAUACAUUCGUAAAUAGUAAUGUCAUAAUCUAAUGUUCG